Phalacrocorax carbo (great cormorant) is the source of this 4929-nucleotide messenger RNA. The record is from RefSeq and is a predicted model, not a curated record. NCBI's taxonomy places the organism in Eukaryota, Metazoa, Chordata, Aves, Suliformes, Phalacrocoracidae.
GCAAAUGUGUGUAUUUCUAAAGCCAGAGUGAAGACAGGAGUACUUGGUCAUUCCCCAGAAACCAGGAAUCACAGCUUAAUCUAGAUACUUGUCAGUCCAGAAAAAUUGCCUUAUUAGCAGUGAAACUUCUAAAAGUGCUUUUAAUUCGUUCUGUAUGCAGGUAACUUUUCUGAAAAAUUUACCUGCUUGGUCACUUUUUAAAAUUUUAUCUUGUGUAAGGUUUUUUAUUUCUUUUGAAACUUAGAAUUUGAUACAUAGGUCAAGAAAUUCAGUUGCCAUAAUAAUAGACAAGCACUAAAGCUGUAAUUUGUGUUUCAAAAGCACAGCAAGUACCAAAUAAAUUGAUUUACUGCCAGACAAGUAAAUAUGAUGCUGCUUCCUUGAAAGCCCAAGUCUGUUCAUGGUAAACUUAUCAUAAUGAAGGUUAAGGAAGAUGCUUAAAGAUCAGAUAAAAGGUCUCAGAAAGGAAUUGUGUAAUUGUAGGCAGACACAGUGCUGUGUUGUGCUAUGAAUCUGACUUUUUAAACUGCAGCACUCUGUUUUUCUUUAGUACUGGUCAUGUCAAGUUAAAGGUCUACAUUAAAACAGUAGGUUAUAUUAUUUUUUAAAUAAUUCCCUUUUUCUCAAAAGCAAUUAGUAUUUUAUUUUCAGAAGGGCAGGAAGUUUCAUGCAUCUUAAACAGCAACAUGCAGCUUUCAGCUUGAGUCUGUGAGGGGUUGGAAGUGCUGGGUAACUGCAUGGCAGCACCGUAGAGUGGGCUGUGCUGCUACACGCUCAUGCUUUAUGCAGUUGAUUUCUGCUUGGGACUUGGUUUUGCAUAUUUGCUAGCUAGUAACCAUCAGAAGUAAAUGUAUUGGCAGUGAGGGCAAUAUUUUAAUGGGGAAAAGUAGUAAACCAGUUUCCUAAAUGCAGUGUUUUAAAAAAUAUUUGAUGGCAGCAUUCUUGUGUUGGGUAUGAAAGAACGUUGCUUGAUAUGGAAAACUUUGCAAGUGAAACACAUUUACAGUCAAUAGCGCAUAGGAAAUGAAGAACAAUGUCUAAACUACUGUGUGCAUUAUCCCCCAAAUAGGGAGGUUUUUAUGUAAUAUGUCGAUGUGUAUGUUUUAGCCAAGUUUAGGAGCAUAACAGGAGGAAAAAAGACCUUUGUAAUUUAAGAAUCCGGUAUAGCUGGGGGUGGGAGUUAUUUAAGGAUUAAGUCCAUUAGUCAGUAGCAAUCAAAUAUAUAAUCUACAAGCCAUUUGCUUCAGGUGGACAAAAAGUCUAUACUAGAUUAAUAGGGAACAAAUGUAACAGCUUGAAACUAAGUACUGUAUAGUGAGUCGUUGGCCUACUUUGCUUAAAGCCUUUUAAGCCUACCUAAAGUGGUAGGUAACGUGGUACAAAAGAAAGGUCAAAAUAAAUACUAAGUUGGACCAUUACUGAGCAGUCUGACCAAGAGCCUUUUUUUAUUCUCCAUGUCUGCUUUCAAUUUUUUCUUUUGGUAAUAUGGUCUAUGAUAUAUUCAUCCCUGCAUUAAUUGUCCUCCAUUUCUCCCACUCAAACUUUCCACUUUCUGUCCAGAGUUAUGCACAAUCUGUCAGCUGUAUGACAGGGUUUAGCUUUCCCUUCAGCAUCAGGCACAGGGCCAGCUGUUGCUGAGGGUAGAGGACUGGACAUGCUUCCAACCUGUCAUGACAUCUGACCAUGAGGUGUUUUGCAGUGUGAGAAGGAUAGAGGAGGGCUUUACCAUGGGCAUAUAAUGACUUAUUCCUAAUUCUGUUGCCUGUUAAAACAUCUCUAACGCAUGACAUUUGUUUGAACUAGUAAUUUUCUGACAUUCAGCAGAAUUGUUCCAGGUUGGUGGUGGUUUUUUUUGUCAUUAAGUCAGAAGAGCCUCUAAAACUUUUUUUUUGGGGGGGGGAGGAGGGCUGGAAAUGAUGUCUCAUUUAAAAUGUGUCUCAGAAAAUUCAGUCCCCUAAAUAUUUCCUGUUUUUGAAGUAAUGAAAUAACAAGUUUAGCUUCUUUUGGAAAUAAUUUAGCAUUCAAACUGAAAUGUGUAUGUCAAAUUUCAGCCUUAAGCAAAUCCUGCCUGGCAAAAAUCUAAGAGUUGAAGGAAAAUGGCUAUAUUUUUACAAUGCAAAUAUCAGUUCAUUCUUAAUGGUUUGUGACAUGGAUAUAUUAAUGGGCUUAUAAUUCAUAUGAGAUUAGAGAAGGUACCUAGAGCUACUUUAUAUUCAGAGUUUAACAAAAUGGUUUUCUUCUAUGGGAUGAGCAGUCAGUUCAGAGUAUGCAUUCGUUAAAUGGUGACUUAGGAAUCAAGUUCAUCACAUGAAAAUUUACAGUGUAUACCUUGGAGAUUUAUGUUGUUUGCUCUUUUUCUCUUAGGAAGCCUGACAAAUAGGAAAAUACUACAAAGUGAAGAGAAAAUUCACUUCACGAGAACUGAGCUCUGCUUUCAUUGGCUUUUAAAUUUUAUUUGUAUUAAUAACUGAUUAGUGUCAGAUCAUCUCUGUAGUCUACUGUGGUGAGAUUAUUAGGUUAAAGCUGGAAAAAAUGAAACAAUUAAAAAGAAAAAGAAAAAGCAAUUUUAGUGUUCAGGAAACUCAAACUCUCCUUAAGGAAAUCAGAAAAAGGAGAGAAGUACUCUUUUCAAAGCAACUUAAUACAACAAUUAAUGAGAUGAAACGGAAAGCCUGGGAGGAAAUAGCGGAGUGUGUAAAUGCUGUAGGUGAAGGAGAGCAAAGAACAGGGACAGAAGUGAAAAGGCGAUACCUUGACUGGAGAGCACUCAUGAAGAGAAAACGUCUGAAUGCAAACAUCAAAGUAGUAGGUGCUGGGUUUCACCUUCCUUCAUCCAAUUUAGAUGACUCUCUCAAUGAAGACAUGGACGAGAAAAUGGGAUUUGCAAUUGAAUCUAGUUUUGAAUGGCAAAAUAUUACUGACUUCAGAGAAGCCGGUGGAUCCUUAACAGAAAUCAAAGUAGAAGAGGAGGAUCCGCAGAAUUUUGAAUUUCCUAUUGAGGAAGAAGAAGAAAUUUUGUCGUCAGUUUUGCCAGAUUCGAAAAAGGAAAAUGACCUACCAGACUUCCCCCACAUUGAAGAGUUUGGAAAUCUAAGCUCUGCUCAAGCUAGGCUAGCCUAUGAAGAUUCUCACUUGCUUAUAAAUCUGGAGAAGCAGAAGGUGGAGCUGGAGAAGCAGCGACUAGACAUUGAAGCUGAAAGGUUGCAAGUGGAGAAGGAGCGCCUGCAAAUUGAAAAGGAACGCUUGCGGCAUGUUGACUUGGAGCGUGAGAGACUUCAGAUUGAGAAGGAGCGACUUCAGAUUGAAUGGGAGAAACUCAGGCUAGAGACUCUGCAUGCUGAAAAACCUGCCCUCGACAAUGACCUCGCCCAAACGGAAAAACCCAUCAUGCAGCCUCUGGAUCUAGAAACUGAAAAGCUAAAACUUGAAAAAGAACGUUUGCAGUUAGAGAAGGAGAGGCUGCAGUUCCUAAAGUUUGAGUCAGAGAAGCUGCAGAUUGAGAAGGAACGCUUGCAAGUGGAGAAGGAGCGCCUUCGAAUUCAGAGGGAGGGUCACCUGCAGUGAAUUUCUCAACUGAAGUGUCAACAUUAGUGUUUUGAUGUUUGUAAAAUAGAGGUAGUUCUUAAUACUGAAAUUGUUCUAGAGGCUUAACAUUCUUCUGUUUGGGCUUGAAUGUUGAUGUUAAACUGAAAAAGAAAAAAGAAUGGUGCUCAAUAUGUCAGCGUGCCUACAUAAAUGAGCUAAAGUGUGAAGUUGCUUUUCAGUGUGUCAGAACUAAGUGUUAUGUUCUCUUGUCUUUAGUAUUGUGUUGUGUUAGUUCAGUGUUCUCCUCUUGUAGACACAUUGAGAAGAAUCAAGGCUGAACCUUGUACUUUUUUUUCCACUGUACUAACAGUUAGGAUGAUCAGAAUAAAUCAACAUAUGUUGUGAGGGCAUGGUCCUGACAGUAGCCCACACACUACAUAAGUUAGAACGCAAUAACGCAAUCAUGAUGCGAUUGAUUCAGUAAACUUAAUUUCCCCUUUUUCUUUUUUUCCCCCACCCUCACAAUGGGAAAAAGAGUUCAAGAAUUAUCUAAAAGUUGAAGUACAAGUUCAAUUCACUGCAGUUGCGUUCACUGUUGUUCCAUGGCUUGGACUGAAUGAGAGUUCAGAAAAUAGUAUUCUUCCUUUUGCAUGAAUCAUUUGUGCUAGAUAAAGCUACACAUCAACCAUACCUACUACAAGCUGGACUGUUGGUUUCACCAGGUCAUUGAUGAUGCUAUAUGGAACAUAGCACCUGUCUUAGUGUAGCAUAGGGAUGUAUUUAUUGAUUGAUCAGGCAUGCUGUCUGAUGAGUCUGUGACAACCCCCUGAAGUAAAUUGCUAGACCUGGUUUGUUCCUUGAAAGACAUUAGCUGGUGAUGGGAGGCUUGAGAGUGGAGACACAGAGGCUGAGCACAGGUGAAGGAGCACUGAGCUUAAACACUACCCCUCUUGAUGUUAGUUCUGCCUGGCCAGCACUGAGGUCACAUCUGUGAGGCAGCCAGAAGAGGCUUCUAUGGCUGACACCAUAUAGUAUAUUUUAUUUUGACAAACAGAAAUGGUCAGUGCUGAAGACUGUCAGUGUUUUUCAUAAGUAAUGUAUGAAUUUAAUAAUAAAAAACAGGGAAGCUUUCUAUUAUUUCAUAUAUGUUUAAAUCCCAACUGAGCCAGACUUCACAUUUUUCAUCUUUCUGCAAGUAACUACCUUUUUUUGACUCUGAAACUUAGGACUAUGAGAAUACUAAAUCUGAGUAUAUGUUGAGUGACUUACAUGGAUUCUUGUGCAAGUAAAUAUAUUUGUACCACUACAGGAUUACUUUUAUUCUGCAAAGAAAAUGUUAUUUUUUUAUUACUGAAACAAGUGUGCUUCUACAGUGGAAAUAAAUUUGACUACUACAACCCAAAA